AUGGCUAGUUCAUUAAUUCGACAUUUUGCUCGUCCAGUUUUAAUAACAGGCAAAGGAUUAUUUUCUGCGGCUACACAACGAAGUAUUCCUGCAAGUUCAAUUCUUUUUCAUCGAACUCAAGCAACAGCAACACCACCAGCAUCAACAACAACAACAAAUGCUCCUGCUCCAAAUCUUAUUCGUGUGAAUGUAGAACAACGUAAAGCUUUAGUUGAUUUUGGUCAAUAUGUUGCUGAAUGUUUACCACGUUUUGUACAACAUGUACAAAUGUCAUCAACCAAUGAACUUGAAAUAUUAAUUCAUCCCGAUGGAUUAUUUUCGGUUAUCGCUUUUCUUAAAGAUCAUACAAAUGCUCAAUUUAGUUCGUUAGCGGACAUUACUGCUAUUGAUGUACCAACACGAACAUAUCGAUUUGAGCUUGUUUACAAUUUACUUUCACUUCGUUUCAAUUCACGUGUUCGUGUUAAAACAUAUACUGAUGAAAUGACACCGGUAGCAAGUAUAUGUGAUCUUUAUGAUGCUGCUAAUUGGAUGGAACGAGAGGUUUGGGAUAUGUAUGGUGUUUAUUUUACUAAUCAUCCUGAUCUUCGUCGUAUUUUAACUGAUUAUGGUUUUGAAGGUCAUCCCAUGCGUAAAGAUUUUCCUCUACCAGGUUAUACUGAAGUUCGUUAUGAUGAAGAACAGAGACGUGUUGUUAUUGAACCCAUUGAAUUAACACAAGAUUAUCGUAAAUUUGAUUUAAGUACACCAUGGGAAACAUUUCCAAAAUUUCGCAAUGCUGUUCAUGAUGAUGCUAAACAACGUCAAGAAUCUAAAACACCUGAACUUUCUAAACCAUCAACUGGCAGUAACACUGAAAAUAAAAAAUAA
Molecule: messenger RNA, 870 nt
Organism: Adineta steineri
Lineage: Eukaryota; Metazoa; Rotifera; Eurotatoria; Adinetida; Adinetidae
Source: the annotation of a GenBank genome assembly